UCGAUCAUGACAGGUUCUUGGUGCUGGUGCUCCAUCUACGCCCUGACUGACUGGACUGUGUGGCGUGGAGCAUCGUCCUGCUGGAGAAUCCGACCAUCAGAGUUAAAAACAUUAUCAGAGCAGAAGGAGGAAGUGGGAGAACCUACAAAAGAGGAGAAAACCGUCGCCAAGUAUCUGCGCUUCAACUGUCCCACCAAAUCCACCAACAUGAUGGGUCAUCGAGUCGAUUACUUCAUCGCAUCUAAAGCGGUGGACUGUCUGCUGGACUCUAAAUGGGCGAAAUCAAAGAAAAAUGAAGAAGCUUUAUUCACCAGUAGAGAUUCAGUCGUGGAUUAUUGUAACAGGCUCCUGAAGAAGCAGUUCUUCCACCGAGCUCUGAAGGUGAUGAAGAAGAAAUCAGAGAAGGAACUGAAGAAGGAGAAGAUGAAAGCUGAUGGAGGUAAAGAUGAGGAGAAGAAGAGUAAGAAAGAGAAAGAGAAAGAGAAGGAAAAAGAAAAAGAGAAGAAGAAGGAAACAGAUCCUACAGACACCAAGAAAGAGAAAAAUGAUGACUCUCCAGGUUCUCCAAAGAAGAAGAAGGAGGUGAAGAAAAAGUUUAAACUGGAGCCUCAUGAGGAUCAACUGUUCCUAGAUGGAAAUGAGGUUUACGUUUGGAUUUAUGAUCCGGUGCAUUUUAAGACCUUCGCUAUGGGACUGGUGUUGGUCAUCGCAGUCAUCGCUGCGACGCUCUUCCCUCUGUGGCCGGCUGAGAUGCGAGUAGGUGUUUAUUACCUGAGUGUUUGUGCCGGCUGCUUCGUGGCGAGUAUCCUCCUCCUCGCCGUGGCUCGCUGCAUCCUGUUCCUGCUCAUCUGGUUGGUCACCGGGGGACGACAUCACUUCUGGUUCCUGCCCAACCUGACGGCGGACGUGGGCUUCGUGGACUCGUUCCGUCCCAUCUACACUCACGAGUACAAGGGCCCGAGAGCCGACGGUAAGAAGGGUGGAGCAGAGCAGAGCGAGGGCAAGGGUGGGAAGAAUCAGAAGUCCGACAGUGAGGAUAAAUCGGACGGGGAGAAGAAGGAGGAGGAGGAGGAGGAAGAGGAGGAGGGCGAGAGGCGCAGCGAGGAUUCGGACAGCGAGAGGAAAGAGGACGACGCGUCUCAGCACAGCAACGGAAACGAUUUCGAGAUGAUCACACGAGAGGAGCUGGACCAGCACACCGACCACGAGGAGGAAGAGGAAGAGGAGGAGGAAGAGGAGGAGGAAGAGGAGCGGCGAGGAGGAGGCGAGGCUCAGACGUAAAGAGAGUUACGCUAACGGUUCAUUCUUCAUCACUUUCGCACAUUGCGAUCUUUAUUACGGACGGUUCAACACCAACAUCACCGCAGAGAGAAUCACGGCCAGAGCCACGCCCCCACGCACACGCCCCCCCCGCACACGCCCCCACGCACACGCCCCCCCCGCACACGCCCACGUCUCGUAAUGUUCUCAGCUCAGGGCUGAACGAUACCGUCAUCAGAUCACGAUACUUUACAGUCAAAGUAUUAAAGAGGAAAAAGAAACUGAUCCAGAAUCGUGAUGUAUCGUAAUAUUUGAUAUUGAUGUAUCGGUCAGCCCUUGUGGUGUGAGUGUGAGUGUGAGUGUGAGUGUGAGUGUGAGUGUGAGUGUCUACAUGUAUUUUACACUGGGGGUGAAACGAUACACACACACAUCACAAUAUAACAGGUUUUUUGUGUGUGUGUGUGUGUGUGUGUGUGUGUGUGUGUGUGUGGUGGUGGGGGGUGGGGGGGGGGUGUAAACAACAAGCCACCAAAAUACUGUUUUAUUAUCACGUCCUAAUUUAAACUGUUUACAACUGAGGAAUAUAAACGACGUUCUGCUUUGAUGUUUUUUAUUUCUCACUCUUAGUCAAAAACAUCGAAUUAUUUAAUAAUAAAUAUAAUAAUAGAUUAAGCACUGACGUCAUGGCUGUGUUUGUGUUCUGAUGGUUAAGUGAGCAGAGUGACGUUCAUGUUUAUGCACUCGCUGAUCUCUAGCAGGUAACGAAUCCCCACAGUUCACUGAUUCACUGAGCCUGAGAAUUUACUGCUCAAACUCCAAUCUCUGUCACUUAUAGUCUAGUUAAUUUUAUAUAUAUAUAUAUAUAUCAGGGAUAACAUUAAAACCACCUCCUUGUUUCUACUCUCACUGUCCAUGUUAUCAGCUCCACUUACCAUAUAGAAGCACUUUGUAGUUCUACAAUUACUGACUGUAGUCCAUCUGUUUCUCUACAUGCUUUAUGUGGUUUUAAUGUUAUGGCUGAUCCGUGUGUAUAUAUAUAUAUACAUCUCGGGCUUUUCUCUGGAUUUUGAAGGGUCAGAACACAGUGUCAUUAGAGCACUUUUUGAUUUUGGACAGUAAGGCCUGUCUCCUGGUUGACAUUCCAUUUCAUCCCAAAGCUGUUUAAUAGGGUUGAUGUCGGGUUCUGUGCGGACGUCAGAUUGUUGGGCUGUGAGAUUAAUUGUUAGAUCUGUUAGUUAGAGUGUGUAACGAGUGUCCACAUACUUUUGUACCUAUAAUCUCUAUAUUUAUUUGUUGGAUGCAAUAAUCUGUAUCGUUCACACAGUGGAAAUACCCAGAAUAAAUAAACCGUUUUAUCUUUAGUGUAUCAAAAAUCUAAAAUAAUAAAGUGUGUAUUGUUUCACCCCACCGUACAGCGCUGCUCAGUACCGGGUGUGUGUGUGUGUGUGUGUGUGUGUGUGUGUGUGUGUGUGUGUGUGUGUGUGUGUGUGUGUGUGUGUGUGUGUGUGUGUGUGUGUGUGUGUGUGUGUGUGUGUGUGUGUGUGUGUGUGUGUGUGUGUGUGUGUGUGUGUGUGCGUGCGUGCGUGCGUGCGUGCGUGCGUGCGUGCGUGCGUGCGUGCGUGCGUGCGUGCGUGCGUGCGUGCGUGCGUGCGUGCGUGCGUGCGUGCGUGCGUGCGUGCGUGCGUGCGAUCUCAUUGUAAUUAAAGUCGUUAGCUGAUGUAUUGACGACUGUUGUGUUUAGUUAGCGAUGUGAUUAGCGUUAGCGCUUCGUCUCCAGCAUUCACUCACUUAAAUCAUGAAGAGAAUAUUUAGGAAGCAGAUAAACUAGUUCCACUGUGAGGAUCCUGAUGGAUUAUCGCGUGUCUAUAUAUUUAUGGUCAGCAGUAAAUGUUGUAACGAUCUUCUCCCUCUGUUUGAACAGUAAAAUAACGCUGCUGCAGUUCAGUCCGUGAUGUGAAGCACCUUUAACCUCUACAGUGUUUCAUUAUUUCUGUAUCUAUCAGAUCUUUCGCAUUAAUGAUCUAAACAAGCUGAGAGUCCUGCUCAGGGGUCCAACAGUAGGUGGAGGCUGGACCGGGUUCUUCAUUUCUGCUGUUAAAGCGCCCUCUGCUGGAAGGACGAAGCACCUGCACCAAGAGCAGCAAUGAGGAACCCAUUCGACCAACCCACCCUCAGACACAGCCAAUCAUGUCUGUGUGGGUAUCCGGUCGGUCAGCUUCAGAGCUUGAGAUCCAAACCUGUGUUCCACCCCAGCACCGUAAGAUCUGUAAUCAUAACGCUAACACUAAGACACCAGCACUCAACAUUGGGCCCUUUAGCCAGACCCUUACCCUCUUGGACCUUGGUCAUUUUUGCAGCGCUGUUUGGAAACGUUCAGAUGAACAUAAAAGUGAGUGAAGGCUGGAGGGGGAUUAUCUUCAGUUCUGAUUGGAUGCCAGUAGGUGCAGCGUAAAGCAGAAGAUUAAAAACACGCUGAAGCGUCAUUAGUGCCAAACUCGCCGCUAUAAGCUAACUUUACACUUCAGCGACAUCAGCCAUGUAGCACCAACCAGAAACCUGAAACAAACACCGACGUGUCCGACUGAUCCAACAUGACUGGAACUGAUCUGCGGUCACACCUGUGAGGUGGGCGUGGUCACACCUGAGAGGUGGGCGUGGUCAGGCUGAGAUUUUACCACUAUGGUUCCGUUAGCAUCUUAGCUGGAGCUUCAGACUGAAAUGAACUGAGGAACGAAAUCAGCCACGUUUGAUACAGUAAACAUGAAGCUCCGCCCCCUAACCGCAGAGCAGCUCUGCUAUUGGUCAGAAUUGAAUGGGUGCGGCUGAUGAAGUGAAGUAUGAUGUUUAGGUUUGAGGAGGAUGGUGGUGUUUCAUUAUUUCAGGUUGAAGGUUUUCUGAUGUUAUUUGUGGCGGCUGGACGUUAGUGGACGUGAUUCGUGUGACUGGAUGAACGAGUGAAAUCGUUUCUGUUCUUCAUGUGGUGUGUUAGCGUGAUGCUCUGUGUAAGGGUGACGCUCUGUGUUAGCGUGAUGCUCUGUAAUGUGCUGCAGCAGCUCAUUCAUUCAUUAUUUGAUAUGAAUAUUUACAGAUCCUAUAAAUGUGUAACUAUAAAUAA
Trichomycterus rosablanca is the source of this 4375-nucleotide messenger RNA. It is a transcript of the gene sec62, whose product is annotated as SEC62 homolog, preprotein translocation factor. Gene Ontology annotation, biological process: post-translational protein targeting to membrane, translocation. The record is from RefSeq and is a predicted model, not a curated record. Bases 7 to 1281 code for a protein of 424 amino acids. NCBI's taxonomy places the organism in Eukaryota, Metazoa, Chordata, Actinopteri, Siluriformes, Trichomycteridae. The transcript is spliced from 8 exons. Gene Ontology annotation, cellular component: endoplasmic reticulum; endoplasmic reticulum membrane.